AUGGGCCCGGCCUAUUGCGCUCUCGACAUGACAUCAAUCUUAUCGCGAUCGCGUAGAGCGUUUGUACGACCUCAGUCACUGUAUCAAGGUGUGCGAUCAACAAGAGUGGAAGUUCGGUGGUUGGAGUACCGCACAUUUUGCAACACAUCAUCGCGCCAGGCGGCGGAGAGCUCACCGUUUGUACGCUAUCAACAGCAACAUGAACCGCCAACAGACUAUGGACAUGGGAAUUAUCAAGAAUCCCAGCAAUCAGGAUGGACAGGAGGAGGGCAAUAUCAACCCCCGGGUGGAAUCAAAAUUCGCAUCAUUCGACCUGCUCUCUUCACUUUGGGACUCUCCAUUACAUUCGUGGCGGCAUUUGCAUUUUUCAAAGCAAAACAAGAGCUCAAACCCGUACGGAGGACGCUUUCAAGCUUUUUACCUCAAAUUCCGUCACGCCGUACCACAGCGCCUGGUCCUAUCGAGCUAGUUGAAGACUCAUGGAAGCAGCUGAGUCCUCUCUCAAAAUUGAGCUACGGCAUUAUUGGGUUUAAUUCUUCCAUCCACCUCGCAAGCUACCUAUUUCCAAAGACUUGGAUGUCGCUCUGGCACAUUCCGUCUCUUAACCGCAACUCAACCCUCCUCACAUCAGCGUUUGUUCACAGCGGUCUCUUUCAUUUAGGCUUCAACAUGUGGGCAUGCUCCAAUUUCGUACCCGCAGUCGGUUAUUCCCCGCUCUUCCGCGGCGACCAACCUAGCAUUUGCGCGUUCAUUCUGUCCACUGCCCUUCUCACAGGGUUCUCCCAACAUGUAGCAAGUGCUGUUUUCCAGCGCGGAACCAUGAAAACUGUUCCCUGCGGGGGACUCAGUGGAGCACUUUUCGCACUCUUUGGCGCUUAUUGCAUGGAACGUCCUACAGCUCACGUUGGCAUUGUAUUCAUUCCUUUGGAGCUCGAAGCCCAGUAUUUCUUGCCUUCCAUCAUGCUGUUUGAUCUCGUUGGUAUGGUCAGGGGGUUUCAAUUCGUCAACUUGGGCCACGCGGCACACUUGAGCGGGGCUCUUUUGGGAAUUGCAUAUUCCUAUUUCGAUGGUUAUAGAAAUGUUUGGAGACCUGCCGUUGACACUUGGAAGCGGAUCUUGCUGAAACAGAGAAAAGCCUGA
Periconia digitata is the source of this 1140-nucleotide messenger RNA. The record is from the annotation of a GenBank genome assembly. Lineage: Eukaryota; Fungi; Ascomycota; Dothideomycetes; Pleosporales; Periconiaceae.